Molecule: messenger RNA, 1765 nt
Organism: Armigeres subalbatus
Lineage: Eukaryota; Metazoa; Arthropoda; Insecta; Diptera; Culicidae
Product: serine protease inhibitor 88Ea-like
Exons: 4
Coding region: 311-1582 (423 amino acids)
Molecular function (GO): serine-type endopeptidase inhibitor activity
Source: RefSeq, a predicted model, not a curated record
UCCCACUCAGUCUAUUGGAGCACCUCGCUGAUUACGGUGGUGGAUCGAACGCACCUUCAGAAAAAAAAAACGCGCCGCGUAGUAUCGAUCGACAGUGCAGUCUCACAACCGACCUCGUGGUGGUUGGACCGGUUUUUAUUUUCGCGUUCCCAGUGUUUGGCGGUGUUUUUGAUUGCAAGGCACACAGUCGAGGCAGGAUCGUGCAUCGAGGAUUACUAAAGCUGUAACGACAGAAUCCAGUCGAGGCUGUAUUGAUAAACGGUUAGUGACGAAGCGCAUUGAUCUGGAAAGCAGUGGAAGAUUUCAGAAAAUGAAGAAUUCCCUUUUCGCUGUGCUACUGCUGGUGGCACUGUCUGCCCCCACUAUCUAUGGUCAGUGUUUAGCCGAGGAUGACAACAUUCAGCACACCAAGGCGGACAAUCCGCUGUCCCGCAAUCGACUCUACAAAGGGGAAUCCAUCUUCACCCUGAAAAUGCUGGAAGCCAUCAACACUGCAACCCCCACGGAAAACGUAUUUUUCAGCCCGUACAGUCUCUACCACGUACUGCUGUUGGCCUUCUUCGGGGCACGAUCCGACACGGAAAAACAGCUCCGCAAUGGCCUUGAACUGCACUGGACCGAGGAUAAGCCCGUGAUCUGGCAGGCGUACAACAUUGGAAAGAAAUCGCUGGCGUCUCGGUUCAACCAGAAUACCGAUAUUCAGUUCUCUUCCGUCGACAAACUCUUCUUCGGCAAGCAAAUUCCCAUCCGAGAAUGUAUCGAGGACAAAUUCUUUGAGGAAAUCGAAAAGCUAGAUUACAAACAAGAUCCCGAUGGUCAACGGCAGUACAUCAACAACUGGGUUGAGAACAUUACUCAAGGUAUGAUCAAGGACCUGUUGAAACCAGGAUCGAUCACUAAACAAACAAAACUGGCCAUUGCUAAUGCUGCAUACUUCAAGGGUACUUGGCAAACAGAAUUUAAGCCAGAGCAAACUAAAAAGGAAAUCUUCUACGUCUCUAAUGAUCGUCAGGAAUUCGUCGAUAUGAUGCAUGUUCAAGCUACCUUUAGUCAUGCUGCCAACGAAAAACUCGGCUGUCACAUCCUUGAGAUGCCUUACAAGGGUCAAGAUGAAUCAAAUCGAAUCUCUAUGUUCGUCUUUCUGCCUCCGACUGUUCCUAACUCUCUGGACAAGCUCCUAGCGCAACUAACCUCCGACACCGGUAUCCUUAGUGAAAUCGUCAACGAAGGCAUACCCCGAACGGUGGACGUCAAAUUCCCCAAAUUCAACAUCGAGAAGACAGUUGAGCUGAAGCCAGUCCUCGAUCGGCUAGGAUUGGGCUUCAUUUUCGAAAGCAGUGCGGACUUCACGGGCUUCUCGGAGAAGGAACCCAUCGGUUUCGAUGACAUUCUCCAGAAAUCGAAAAUCGAAGUCAACGAGAAGGGAUCAACGGCUGCCUCCAGUACGGUGCUGUUCAGCUUCCGGUCAUCGCGACCCGUUGAACCGGCCCUGUUCCACUGUAAUCAUCCGUUCGUAUUCCUCAUCUACGACUACGGUACACAAGCGGUGCUGUUCAAUGGUGUCUACCGUCAGCCGGAAUAACAGUGUGAUAGAGUUGCAGAGUGUGUUAGGUGUUAAGUUCUUUUAAUUGUGUAUAUGUAUCAACCCACAUAGGAGGUAACGAAUAUUUUCAAAUGUGGUUUAAUGAUCCCGCGAUAUCAUUGAAGUGGAAUCGUGCUAAUUUAACCAUUUCUUUUAUUUAUUAAAGAACAAAGAUCAAACCAA